Molecule: messenger RNA, 1857 nt
Organism: Salvia hispanica
Lineage: Eukaryota; Viridiplantae; Streptophyta; Magnoliopsida; Lamiales; Lamiaceae
Molecular function (GO): protein dimerization activity
Source: RefSeq, a predicted model, not a curated record
AUGGUUUCUUUAGAUAAUGUUAGUGAUGUGAUUAACAAAGAAUAUAAUGUUCGCUUGAAGGCUUCAAUUUCUUGUUUACGUUACCUAUUGGGACAAGGCAUGGCAUUUCGUGGUCAUAGGGAAGGUGAAGAUUCCCUUAAUAGGGGAAAUUUUAUUGAACUUUUAAAAUGGUUGAAGGCACAUAAUGAAGUUAUUUCAAAAGUGACUUUGGAAAAUGCCCCUAGAAAUUGUCAAUUGACAUCUCCAACUAUUCAAAAAGACAUCAUCAAUUGUUGUGCUAAAGAAACAAUGAAGAGAAUUGUGGAUGAUCUUGGUGAUGACUACUUUGCUAUAUUAGCCGAUGAAUCUAGUGAUGUGUCCCAAAAGGAAGAAUUGGCUCUUUGUUUGCGCUAUGUUGAAAAGAAAAGGGGAAAGGUAGUUGAGCGAUUCAUUGGUCUUAUGCAUGUUGGUGAUACUACAUCUUUGUCUCUUAGAAGUGCAAUUAUGACUUUACUUGUUGAACAUUCAUUAAGCCCAUCCAAGAUUCGAGGACAAGGAUAUGAUGGGGCUAGUAACAUGAAGGGUGAGAUACAUGGACUCAAGACUUUGAUCAUGAAAGAUACUCCAAGCACUUACUACGUACAUUGCUUUGCCCACCAGCUUCAACUAACAUUAGUAGCCAUUUCAAAAAAGAACGAUGAUUGUAGUUGGCUUUUUGAAACUGUUGGAAUUUUGUUGAAUGUAAUUGGAGUUUCUUGUAAGAGAAAUGAAUUGAUUCGUGACAUUCAAGCACAAAAAGUUGCUCAAGCAUUGGAAGUUGGUGAGCUUGAAUCGGGAUCGGGGUUGAAUCAAGAACUUAGUUUGAAGAGGCCUGGAGACACUCGUUGGGGUUCUCACUACAAGACUCUUUUGAAUAUCAUGGACUUGUUUUCUGCGAUUUUUGAAGUUCUUACAAUGAUUGGAAAGAAAGAUUCAAUUUUCAGUGAUAAGGGAAAAGCUCAAGGCAUUUUGUACUUACUAGAGUCAUUUGAUUUCGUGUUUAUGGCACAACUAAUGACUACUAUAUUUGGGUACACUAACGAUUUGUGUCUUGCUUUGCAAAGAAGAGAUCAAGACAUCAUUAAUGCUAUGAGGCUUGUCACUCUAACCAAAGAUCAACUACAGAAAAUGAGGGAGGAUGGAUGGGAGAUUCACUUGAACAAGGUAAUCUCAAUUUGCAAUAAAAAUGACAUUGUUGUUUCGGAUAUGAAAGCUCACUAUAGCCCUCAUGGAAGAUCAAAACGUUUUGUUCAACAAGUUUCAUAUCUUCAUCAUUUUCGUGUUGAUGUGUUUAUCAAAGUGAUUGACUUAUUACUUCAAGAACUUGAUAAUCGAUUCGAUGAAGUUAAUAUGGAGUUGCUCAGAUGUAUGGCUUGCUUCAAUCCUAGAGAUGGCUUCUCUUCUUUUGACAAGGAAAAGGUACUCAAACUUGCCACUUUUUAUCCUUCCGAAUUUUCAAACAUUGAUUUGAUGAACCUUGAGUGCCAACUUGAUUUAUUCAUUGGAGAUAUGAGAAGUGAUGAAGACUUUCGGAAUUUGCGAGAUAUUAGUUCUCUUUUGGUGAAGCUUGUUGAAACAAAAAGAGAUGUGGUUUAUUCACGUGUGGCUUUGCUUAUCAAGUUGAUUUUGAUUCUUCCGGUUGCCACUGCAAGUGUAGAGAGAGUGUUUUCUGGAAUGACGUUUGUGAAGAAUAAGUUGCGAAAUAGUAUGGGUGAUCAACCUUUGAAUGAUUGUUUGGUCACUUUCAUUGAGAAAGAUGUGUUUCUACAAGUAUCCGAUGACGAUGUAGUGAAUCGUUUUGAAGCAAUGAAGACUCGUCGAAAAAUAAAUCAGAUAUAA